This is a messenger RNA of Nicotiana attenuata, 2185 nucleotides long. RefSeq lists its product as uncharacterized. The transcript is spliced from 3 exons. The record is from RefSeq and is a predicted model, not a curated record. The coding region runs from base 1573 to 2184 and encodes 203 amino acids. NCBI's taxonomy places the organism in Eukaryota, Viridiplantae, Streptophyta, Magnoliopsida, Solanales, Solanaceae.
AUCUUUUAACAAGGCUAGAAACAUGAUAAAAUAUUUGGGUCUUCAUUAUGAAAAAUAGAUGCAUGCCCUAACGAUUGCAUGUUAUUUUGGAAAGAAAAUGAGAAGGCCGAUAAUUUCUCUAUUUGUGGGUCUUCAAGAUGGAAGAAUGCUGGUCCUUUGACUAAUGCAAGCUCUAAAAUCCCAGUAAAGAUUUUAAGGUACUUUCUUUUAAAGCCUAGGCUUCAGAGGAUAUUCAUGUGUCCUGAAACGGCUGCUACGAUGAGAUGGCAUGCUAAUGAACGACUCCAUGAUGGGAAUAUAAGACAUCUUGCUGAUGGGGAAGCUUGGAAGGAUUUUGAUUCUUUGCACCCAGAUUUCUCUAGCGAUCCUCGUAAUGUUAGAUUGGAUCUUUCAAGUGAUGGUUUCAACCCGUUUCGGACGAUGAGCAUUUCUCAUAGCACGUGGCCUGUUAUGUUAAUGAACUAUAAUUUAUCACUAUGGAUUUGCAUGAAGCCAGAGUAUAUAAUGUUGUCUAUGAUCAUUCCAGGUCCAUCGUCUCCGGAAAAUGAUAUAGAUGUGUACCUACGACCAUUAAUUAAAGAAUUGAAGGAACUAUAGGAAACGGGGAUAGACACAUUUGAUGUUGUAACCUACCAAACUUUUUGAAUGCGUGCUGCCUUAUUGUGGACAGUUAGUGAUUUUCCAGCAUUAGCUAUGCUUUCAGGAUGGAGCACUAAGGGGAAAUUGGCAUGCCCCACUUGCAAUUAUGAAACAUGCUCUCAAUAUCUCAAACAUAGUCACAAGAUGUGUUACUUGGGUCAUCGAAGAUUUUUGCCUCUUUAUCAUCCAUUCCGAAGAGAUAAGAAGUCAUUUGACGGUAAAGAGGAGCAUAGACUUGUACCUGCUCCUUUGUCGGGUGAGGAAGUGUUUGAAGAGCUGAUUGAAUUCAACAAUAUCUUUGGAAAGGGAACUAAAAAAGGCCUCAAAGUGCUAAGGGUCCGUGGAAAAAGAGAUCCAUUUUUUUUGAAUUACCAUAUUGGGUGCAUAACAAAUUGAGGCACAAUCUUGAUGUGAUGCACAUUGAGAAAAACAUAUGUGAUAGUUUGCUCUGGACUUUAUUGGAAAUAGAUGGAAAGUCAAAGGACCAUGAAAAUUCUCGCUAUGACGUGCAAGAAAUGGGGAUACGAAAGGAGCUACAACCAAAAACAAAUAAUGAUGGAACUAUAAGUUUGGCUAAAUCAUGUUUCUAUAUGAAACCAAACGAGAAAAGUUUGUUUUGUACUGUCAUGAAAAAUGCUAAAUUACCAAAAGGGUGUGCUUCGAAUAUUUCAGAACGUGUGCAUGUGAAGGAGAUCAAAAUAUCAGGGUACAAGAGUCAUGACGCUCAUUUUAUGAUGCAUUACUUGCUCCAGGUUGCUGUUAGAAAAGUGUAGCCCAAGAAUGUUUCAUUGGCCUUAAAAAGGUUGGGAAAUUUCAUUACAGCUAUAUGUAGUAAGGUCAUAAGGAAAAGAGAUCUUGAAAAAAUGCAGUCUGAAAUUGUUGAAAUAACAUGUGAGCUUGAAAAAAUUUUCCAUCCAAACAUUUUUUGACAUAAUGACACAUUUGCCUGUUCAUUUGGUGAAUGAAAUUAAGCUUGGGGAUACGGCUCAUCUUCAUUGGAUGUAUCCCAUUGAGAGAAGCCUAUGUAAGUACAAGGCGUUUGUACGCAAUCGAUCUUGUCCAGAAGCGUCAAUAGCAGAGGGGUUUUUGGCUGAUGAGUGCUUGACUUUUUGUUCGAGAUACCUACAUGAUGGCGUGAAGACAAAAUUCACUAGGGAACAUAAGAAUUUAAUUGUUAAUCACAGUAGAUCAAAUGCAUGGGAAAGAGCGAGGAAUCAUAGUCAGGAAUUCAGUAAUUGGUUUAAAGAGAAAGUUGAAAAUAUUGUAGUGCCGGAAUAUUUACGAUGGCUAGCCAAAGGACCCAAUAUGGUGGCCAAAAGAUAUACUUCAUAUUUUAUUAAUGGAUACCGAUUUCAUACCAAAGAACGAGAUUCCCGAUGCAAGACUCAAAAUAGUGGAGUGAGUUUAUCGGCAACAACUGAUAGUUUUGCUAGUGCUAGGGGACCAAAAUCCCGUCGAUGGAAAAAUAUGACAUUCCUGAAGACGCGAAGAAUUGGAUUUUUGAUUCAGUUUGUACUGCUUGGAGAAAGUAUAAAAGUCAGUUGAA